CUGGAUGAAGCGGGGCUGACAGACGAUAACAUAAUUCAUUUUUUAUUAUUGGUGUGAAAAGAAAACUUCCUUUUAUUCGGAAUAAAAUACUUUUAUUUUUCGCUAAUAUAUUUAUUGUUUGUUGUCUUAAUUAGAAGAAAAUCAGCUUUGAUAAAGUGCGUAUGUUUGAACCAUUGAGAAAAAAAAAAACAAAAUUUUUUUGAACAUAAUUCAUCUUGAUCUGAAUCUGGAGGGGGCUUUGUUGGACUUGGAUCUGGACGAGGAUGCAGAUAAGACGCUGGUGGAGGUUAACGAAGGCAGUAAUGCUUCGUGCAAUUCAGAUCAACCUCCACCACUCUAAUGCAGCUUCAGUUGCGCUUCUUCUCCGCUUACAAAGGGGUGGCGCAGAUAUGGUCCUGGUCCAGGAGCCCUGGAUAGCAUGGAGAAAGAUCUGCGGACUGAGGACGCCAGGAUACAAGCUGUUUUAUAGUGACGACAGUUCGAAGACUUCACUGUAGUCAGUCUGGAAGCUGGUGGCAGUACCUCUUGGUGGGCAUCAGUAUACCUGCCCUUCGACUUCCAGGGAAAGCUACCGCCCGAGAAUUUGAAUGACAUGGUGGAGAAGGCUAAGUCUCUGCGAACCGGGGAGCGGUUCCAAUGCGCAUCAUGUAAUCUGGGGAAGCUCGGACACCAACAUGAGAGGAAUGAUUCUUUGAUCAAUUUCCAGCAAAAAAUUGUAUGCUUGGAGAGGUGCAGAUAUAUUCAUGUUCAAGUUACGGCUAGUUGAAAAAAAAAUUCACCAUUUGAUUAAUACAUUUAACACUGGCAAAACUAUGAGAGACGGAGAAAAAUGUUAUUUGGGUUAACUACUCGUAUUAGAUCUCAUCUACGCAAAUUUUCGAAAAACACUUUGAAUUUACUUACAUACACAUGUAUUAAAAUGAAAUAAACUUUUCACUAAGUGUUUUGUUUUAAUCUUUUAAAUUGAAAAACUUACAUAUUUAUACAUACAUAAAAACCGUGUUGCUAAUUACGAUAACGCAGAAUAACUUUAACUUGAUAAUACGAGUAUGGAUGCUUCAGUAAAAGUAAUACUGUUGGUGAAAUCCAGACCAGAAUUAUAUGAUGUAAACCAUCCGGAUUAUGGAAAUAAGCGCCAUCACACAAUCGUGUGGAAACAACUUGCAGGAAAAAUGGGCGUAAAAGUUCAACAUUUAAAAGCAAAGUGGAACUCACUCAGAAAUUCUUACGCUAGAACUAUCCGUCAAGAAAUACUAAACCCUAAUGCGCCAGAAAAGAGUUGGUAUUUAAAGUCUUGCAUGAGUUUUUUGAAACCGCACGUUGCACAUAAAAUUAAAAGAUCACAAUAUUUAGAAAAAAUUAGAAACGGCGAAUUAUUAGAUGACGAUGAUAGCCAAAAUACAGACUUUAAUGAUAUAGAUGAGUCUACAAAUAUGGAUGAAGAGAAAGAUGAUGAAAUUAUUGUAAAUUCUCCAUUGCAUAACAACAACGAGUUUGAAGAUGAGCACAUAGAAAUUGAAAAUCAACCAAUUGAUUAUAUAGAGUCUAGCUCACAAGCAUUAACUACAGUUCACGAUUUUACUAUAAAUGAAGAUAAAACUAAAGAUCGGUCUAAAAAAACUAAAGAACAUAACUUGGAUAACAAAAAUUUGACUGUACAAGAAAAUCGAAAUUUGUUGAAAAAAAAAAGUACAGAUAAGAAUAUCACGGAAAGCGUUGAUAAAACUCCAGAAAUUUCUUUUAACAUUCGUCAAGACGAUGAUCAAGAGUUAAAUAAGAAAGUCACAUUAAAGCCAACAAAAAUUAAAAAGAUCAGAUCCAAAAAUUUUGACCAAAUUUUAGAGCUAUUGGGUAGAUAUUGCACCGAACAUAUGACUACAGCUUAUGAAGUCGAAUCUGAUAGUUUAUUUUUUCAAAGUAUAUUAAGCGAUUUUCAAAAAUUAUCUGACAAAAAAAAAAGGAAAUUUAAAACACGAGUUUUAAGCGAAUUAAAUGAUUUGUUAGACGAAACUGAGUCAGAAAACGUUCCAAAAAAUAUAAUUUCCAACUGUCAGUAAUAUUAUGUAAUUGUUGAAUCCUGUAAAAAUAAACUAUUUUGCGUAAUAAAUUUUAAUUUUGAAA
Molecule: messenger RNA, 2121 nt
Organism: Condylostylus longicornis
Lineage: Eukaryota; Metazoa; Arthropoda; Insecta; Diptera; Dolichopodidae
Product: transcription factor Adf-1-like
Exons: 6
Coding region: 1050-2057 (335 amino acids)
Biological process (GO): regulation of transcription by RNA polymerase II
Cellular component (GO): transcription regulator complex; nucleus
Molecular function (GO): DNA binding
Source: RefSeq, a predicted model, not a curated record